Suillus subaureus is the source of this 2022-nucleotide messenger RNA. Its product is annotated as amino acid transporter. Gene Ontology annotation, biological process: amino acid transmembrane transport. Gene Ontology annotation, molecular function: L-amino acid transmembrane transporter activity. The record is from RefSeq and is a predicted model, not a curated record. Gene Ontology annotation, cellular component: membrane. The transcript has 18 exons. The coding region runs from base 261 to 1895 and encodes 544 amino acids. Lineage: Eukaryota; Fungi; Basidiomycota; Agaricomycetes; Boletales; Suillaceae.
AAUCUCAAAGAGCAAAAACAACCGAACUUAAUAAUGAGCUUGUUCCAAUUUCAAAAUUUCGGAGCCUCGCCUGGACAUUCAAUUGGUGAACGUUAUAAUAGCCUAAUCCAUCUGGCUUCCCUUUUGUAGGGUGCGCUCAUCACACAGCAUGGUGUUGGCAACAUGUGGCCAUCUUAUUGCGCCAUUAUCAAGCGCUCUUUAUCUCCAUUCGAAGCGUCAAUACGUACCAUUUGUUCAUAUCCACUACUCCAUCUACAGGGAUGUCCACUACGUGGUGGUCGCGGUUAAGCAAGCAGCAGAAAGAGGACCAGGAUGACCGUGCUUCCGAGUCACAGCCCAGCGAAAAGGAUCAGAGGACUCAGAAGGAACCGAACAAUGAUGUUGACCUGAAUCCUGGAGAGCUGACCUUUGAAGAAGAUACUGCUGGAGGCUUGGGUCGUCACCUUGGUGUAACUUCUUGCACUCUCCUUAUCGUUGGACGGAUCAUCGGCACCGGUAUAUUCUCAACACCGUCCUCCAUCCUCUCCGGCGUGGGCUCAGUCGGCGCCUCCCUCAUGCUAUGGGUCCUCGGUUUCUUGCUUAGCUUCUGUGGCCUCUUCAUAUGGCUCGAGUUCGGUACCAUGUUCCCUCGUAGUGGUGGAGAAAAGGUAUACCUCGAAGCCGUUUACAGAAAGCCGAAGUACCUCGCCACCGUAGUAUUUGCUGCCAACGCUAUAUUACUUGGAUUCACUGCGAGCGGUUGUAUCGUUUUUGCUAGCAACAUCUUAGUUGCUGCUGAACAAACCGCAGGUCGCUGGAAUGAGCGUGGAAUUGCACUUGGAGUUAUCUUUUUCGUAACCCUCCUGCAUGGAUUAACCCCCAAGACCGGCGUGCUAAUCAUGAACUUGCUCUCGAUAUUCAAGAUUGUAAUUCUGCUAUUCGUCGUGAUCACAGGCUGGGUAGUUCUUUCUGGCAAAACCCGCGUCGCAGAUCCGCACUAUAAUUUCAGAAACGCGUUCGCAGGAAGCUCCACGAGUAGCUAUGAAUAUGCUACCGCCACUUUCAAAGUUUUGAACUCAUAUGCGGGAUGGUCCAACGUGAACUACGUGAUGAAUAAUGUCCGUAAUCCAGUGAGGACCCUCAAGAUCGCAGGCCCGCUUGGUCUUGGUAUAUGCGCCAUUUUGUACUUGCUUGCAAAUGUGGCUUAUUUCUCAGCUGCAACCAAGGCGGAGAUCGAUCACUCCGGCGUUACUGUCGCUGCUUUGUUUUUCGGGAAUGUCUUUGGUUCUGUUGCGGAGCGUGCGCUAGCGGUUUUUAUUGCUCUCAGUGCUCUUGGGAACGUUAUUACUAUAACUUUUGCUGCGUCACGAGUAAACCAAGAGCUCGCAAAGGAAGGGAUACCCUUACCAUUCGGAAACAAAUUCUGGGCUUCAAAUUGGCCCACAGGGAAGUCACCACUUCCAGGAUUGAUCAUCCACUUGAUACCCUCAGUCAUCGUCAUCAUCGCGCCUCCCCCAAACAUUGCUUACCCCUUCAUUUUGGACGUCGAAGGAUACCCACAGCAGAUCAUUAAUCUUUUUAUUGUCAUCGGUCUGUUCUAUCUGAGAUGGAAGAAGCCAAAUGCUGUUCGACCAUUCAAAGUAUGGUGGCCUAUCGCUGUAUUCUUCUUGGCGGCUGCUGUCUUCCUACUCGUCGCUCCCUUCCUGAGACCACCCGGCGGCAUUGGCGACACCCCACCACUACCAUAUUACCUGUACUGUCUCGUCGGAAUCGCCAUCAUGUUUGUAGGCGUGCUGUACUGGGCUGCAUGGCGGGUCAUACUGCCCAAGGUAUUUGGUUAUGAGUUUGUGCCGAGGAAGGAGAGGUUGGACGAUGGGACUGUUGUCACCGUAUUUUCGAAUAAGAAGAUAAAAUGAUUCGGAGGCUGAUCGGAAGUGCAAAUAAAUUGGUCUUUGGAUUAAUUUAAUGCGAUGUUGUGGUGGUGUUCGUAUAAUGCAUGCGGUGUUGUACCUACCAGAGUCUAGAACGAAUCCUGGGUCAGCU